Salvia miltiorrhiza (redroot sage) is the source of this 888-nucleotide messenger RNA. RefSeq lists its product as uncharacterized. The transcript has 2 exons. Bases 1 to 888 code for a protein of 295 amino acids. The record is from RefSeq and is a predicted model, not a curated record. NCBI's taxonomy places the organism in Eukaryota, Viridiplantae, Streptophyta, Magnoliopsida, Lamiales, Lamiaceae.
AUGGCAAAAACCAAAGGAGGAGCAGGCUCCGGAAAUACCCAACCGCCGAAGAAGAAAGGCGCCAAACUCCCACCUCCAAAGCGUACCACAAGGCGGACCGCUUCGGAGGAGACCUCCACUAAAAUCACCGAAGACCCUUUGCUGAAGAUCCAGCCCGAGGACAAAGGGCGUGCCAAAGUCCUCCAACAAGAGGAACGAGAAGUAGCAAGAGCAGCCGCCGAGUCGACGCAACCGGAAGAAGGGGAGCCCGAGCUCACCCCUCCUGUGAAGAAAUCAAAGAAGGCUCAGGCGAGAGGGGAGACAGCUUCCGAGGAAACGGAAGCGGAGGAGGAGAAGGGCGAAGAAGAGAAGGUGGACGAGGAAGAGGAUGAUGAAGCAGAGAAAGUUGAGGCCGUUCAGGAGAGGGAAGUAGAAAUCCCAACACCCCAGAGCAAGAGACCCGGAGUGAAAAGAAAGCUAGAUGUUGCCAAACCCCCGCUACCAGUUAAGGCCAAACCGGCACCGGCAGGCAGUAAGACCCGAACAAAAGCUGAACAGAGUAAGAAACCAAGGAAACCCACUGCAGCCGAAAAAGGGAAGGCCAAGGAGAUGGAGGAGCCGAUGGAAGUAGACCCAGAGAGAACCGAGAUGGUUGAAAGCUCCAACUCGGAGGAUGUGGUCGCCCCUGCUAAGCCGGUGACGAGCACAAUCACCUCAAAACCCAAGGGCGUCAAGCGCAGGGGAGUGGUACGACCCAGUACUAUGGAGACGGUCAUACCGAGGGACAGUCUGAGGUAUGCCGUUUUACAGAAUCGGGAGAUAACUCCUUGGUAUUUUCUGGUGACUCAAGUGUUGGAGGAUUUCGGGAUAAAAGAAUGUGUGGAGGGAUAUUUCGAGAGCAUUGGUUAG